AGUGAAAUCAUGUGGACACAAACAUCUGAAUUUAUUAUGGAUGAUUUUUGUCAUUGUGGAAAAAGUGCAGUGAAGAAGACCUCUUGGACCGACAUGAAUCCAGGAAGACGGUACUCAACUUGCAAGAAUUUUUUGGAAGUUGGAGGUUGUACAUAUCGUUGUUGGAUUGAUCCGCCGAUUUGUGCAAGGGCUCGACAAAUUAUUCCUGGCCUUGUGAAAAGAGUGAGCAUGCUUGAGGGUGAUGUAUGUCAUGGACGUUGCAGAGAGAAAAUAUUGUGGCUUGUUUUAAUUGUUUCAUGGUUGAUGAUGUUUCUUUUCUUUAAGUAG
This is a messenger RNA of Striga asiatica, 327 nucleotides long. NCBI's taxonomy places the organism in Eukaryota, Viridiplantae, Streptophyta, Magnoliopsida, Lamiales, Orobanchaceae. The record is from the annotation of a GenBank genome assembly.